UAUUUAAUGCUUCACUUGUUUUCACUCAACCCUAGCCGCCGCACACCCCCCAAUCUCUCAUCUGCCCCCACUCACCACUCUAACGUGCCUCACUAUCGUGCCCCACUCCUUCUAAUUUUUUGUCCGCUCUUCCUCUUCCCUUCCCCAUUCCUCUCCAACAGAUACAGAUCUCUGAAGAAUAACACACCAAGUUUUUUAUUUGAAUAUAUAUACAUUCAUGUCUCCCACAUUGUGUUCUGGAUUUCGAGUUUUUUGUUAAUUACGUUCUCAUCAGCCAACAAAAACAAUGAGGGAGGUUGUGAUUGUUGCCAUUGCUGCCACAGUUGGGAAUCUUCUGGUUGGAUGGGAUAGUUCAACCAUUGCAGCGGGAAUGACGUACAUAAAAAAAGAGUUCAAGCUGGAGACUAACCCCACACUAGAAGGGCUGAUUAUGUCGACAUCAUUUAUCACUGGCACCGUUGUUACAAUAUUCUCUGGGACAGUCUCUGACAUGCUUGGAAGGCGUCCUAUGCUGAUAGCAUCAUCGAUCAUGUUUUUCUUCAGCGGUUUGGUGAUGCUAUGGGCCCCCAAUGUUACUGUGGUUCUGUUGUCCAGGCUAUUGGAUGGAAUAGCCCUUGCACUCGCAUUAACACUCACUCCUCUCUACAUAUCAGAGAUAGCACCACCCGACAUCAGAGGCACUCUCAACACUCUCCCACAGUUUUCCUGCUCCUCGGGAAUGUUUCUGGCCUACAUCAUGGUCUUCUCAUUGUCCUUGGUCGAUUCCCCAAGUUGGAGAGCAAUGCUCGCUGUUGUGUCUAUUCCUUCUGUUGUUUACUUUCUUCUAGCCGUCUUUUAUCUCCCUGAAUCUCCUCCUUGGCUUGUCAGUAAAGGGAGAGUCACCGAGGCUAAGAAAGUUCUGCAAAGACUUCGCAGCAAUGAAGACGUUUCAGGGGAACUGGCUCUGCUGGCUGAGGGAAUGAGUCCAGCGGGUGAAAAUGCCACUAUGGAAGAGUACAUAGUAACCCCUGCCAGUGACCUAAUGGCCAACAAGGAAGCAGGGAGAGACUGCAUAAAGCUCUAUGGACCUAACCAGGGAGGAGUUUCAAUGGUUGCCCAACAGGUGAGUGGACAAAGCAGCAUGGUAUCUCGGAGCACGCUAACGUUGUCUCGCCAUGGAAGCAUUGUUGCUCAGGCUGAAAAUCUGAAAGACCCUCUAGUCAAUCUCUUCGGGAGCAUCCAUGAUAUCAAUCCCCCGACCCUUGAUUCUGGUGGUUCAAGAGCCAUGCUAAUGGGAGGAGACACGCUUCACAGCAAUGAAAAUUUGAAUGCUCCGUUGCUUUCAGCACAAGGCAGUGGUGUGGAGAGGGACAAGGGUUUUGGAUCGAAGGAUGCAUUAGGAACAGGGAAUAACGAUGCCAACCAACUACCUAAGAGCAGCGACAUUGGUGGAGGUUGGAAAUUGGUUUAUAAAUCAGGCGAUGGUGGAAGAAAGGAAAAGGGGCUCCAAAGGGUUUACCUGCGUGCAGAUCCUAAUGCUGGAUCCACUCAAGGUUCAUUUUAUGAUGGCUAUGACAUGAAUGCAGAACCCAGCGAGUCUUUUCAGGCAGCUGCACUUGUCAGCCACUCAGUUCUCUGCCCUAAGAAUAUAAACAUGAGACCAGAAAAUGCUGGCAAACGCACAGGUUUUGGUGGUUUGUCUGAUAUAGGAGUUAAGCGUGCAUUAGGUGUUGGAAUUGGACUACAAGUUCUUCAGCAGGCUGCUGGCAUAAAUGGAUUUCUAUACUAUGCUCCACAGAUUCUUGAUCAGGCUGGUGUUGGAGCUCUUCUGUCACAUUUCGGUAUUAGUUCAACAUCUGCUUCUUUACUCGUAAAUAUCGUUACAACAUUUGCAAUGCUUCCUUGUAUUUCCCUUUCCAUGAGGCUCAUGGAUGUUGCUGGCAGGAGGGCAAUAAUGUUAUACACAAUACCUAUUCUGAUAGUGUCUCUGAUGGUACUAAUACUCCGGAACCUGUUUAACAUGAGUGCUAACGCGAAUGCAAUAGUGACUGCAUUGAGUGUGAUGGUAUACGAAAGCUGCUUCUGCAUGGGAUUGGGUGCGAUUCCCAACAUCGUGUGUUCAGAAAUCUUUCCAACAAGUGUUCGUGGGAUAUGCAUUUCUAUUUGCUCCCUUACGUUCUGGAUCAGCAUCUUGAUAGUGACUUCUUCAUUUCCCUUCUUGCUCCAAAUCCUUGGGCUUUCCGGGGUCAUUGGAUUAUUCGUACUUGGGUGCAUCGGUGCGUGGAUAUUUGUCUACUUGAAAGUUCCUGAAACAAAGGGCAUGCCUUUAGAAGUCAUCAUUGAUUUCUUUGCUAUUGGUGCAAGGCCUGAAUGAAACUCACCAUAGGAACCAAAGCCUGAGUUCAUCAUACACUCAAAUACUUGUCUUUACAUAUCAUGGAAAGAAAUAUUUUUUGAAGUAGUUGUUUUCCAUUCCCUUCCCACAAUUCUUUAACUGUUCGAUGAGAACAUGUUACACUUUGUAGCUCACAUGAUUCAAAUUUUCUUUUAAAAGUUUUAA
This is a messenger RNA of Vigna unguiculata (cowpea), 2539 nucleotides long. RefSeq names its product monosaccharide-sensing protein 2-like. Gene Ontology annotation, cellular component: membrane. The record is from RefSeq and is a predicted model, not a curated record. Lineage: Eukaryota; Viridiplantae; Streptophyta; Magnoliopsida; Fabales; Fabaceae. Gene Ontology annotation, biological process: transmembrane transport. Gene Ontology annotation, molecular function: transmembrane transporter activity.